GAAUGAAAAGUCAAAGACAAAAUGCUUCUGGCAGAUUGAAAUACUCAGAAAUAUUACUAUAACACGUGUAGUAAUUUAUUAACGAAAGAAAAUGACAUUUGUCGAGCGGCGCAUUCGCGAAUAGAAGUUGACAUACGCGCUGUCAAAAACGGUGUUCUAUAUGUAAUAAAGCAUUAUUACAAUCAAUAACGAUAUACAUGUAUAUACUAAAACAUUAACGGUCAUUAUGCAUACGUGAUAAUUAAUAUUUGUGGAUCUAUAUUGAUGUUCUGGACUUAACCAUAUCUACUUUAUUGUAAAACCACGAGAUUUUUUCCAUUAUUUCCUAAAGAGAAAAAAGGAGAAAGGUUUCUUCUGUACUUUAUUUAAAACGUUAAGUCAUAAUUGGCAUUGGCUAUUUAAAAGAAAAUUUGGAAUAUAAAAUAAACGGUUUCUUAAAAUGUGCGUUUAAGAUUUUUUAUUAAACAUUAUUACGGUAAAAAGGAUGUAAAUUAAGUACAUUAAUGGGUAAAAGGAUUCAAAGUGCAUCAACGAGUGGUUUGUUAAGGAGGUAAACAUUAAGAAGUUAGGCAAACAGUUUAUUAAAGCAUUAGUAACGGAUGCGGAUUAAUACAUGUAUAUACAGAAACGUGUUAAUGGGUAACACCACUUCUAUCUGAGUCAGUGUCUAUACGGAAUAAGUGAGUGAUGGAUACAGUUUCAGAUGUGAGGUGUCCAUUCCUACCAGUGUCGCAUUUCCAUGACAACUUAGUCGUGUCAUCACUUUCUAACGCCGUCGGCAGUGUUGUAGAGUUCAUCUGUUCCGGCGACGACGACAUCUUGUCGGGACCGUCGGUAUUACAGUGUUCUGCAUCAGGAAGAUGGAAUGGUUCAGUCCCUACAUGUAUAAACGAAAAUGCGACACAAGCAUCUACAAUUUCCAUCUCAGACGCAGACGGGUCCUCAACGUUACCGCCGACAGCUAGUCCAGCGGAAGUAGAAGUCGAAACCGUCCUUGUUAUUCUUUGGGUAACUGGAGGUCUUCUAUUGGUGACCCUAGUAAUACUAAUGACUUGUAUUUUAACAACACAUAAGAAACGACAAAGGGACAGGUCACAGAGGUGUUCUCCUCGUGGACAAGGGAAUCCAAGACAUGGCGGAGUAAAUCCUACAUUUUCGAAUUACGAUGAGAUCUGGACAUGGAUCCCUGUUGUCAAUGGCAACACUGAUAACUGCCGAAAUCAAAAUAGUGCCGCCGCGAGAGAAAGUAGUGCUACACAAACAAAUAGGGAAUUAAUGAGAAACUUACGACUUCCAUCUUACAACGAAGCUAUAAGAGAAGGUCAAGCCGGAAGUAGACAUGUUAGUCAACCACAAAUCGUGCCUCAAAGACAAAAUGUCAUUCAAACUCAAACAACACCUCAUUCAAACGCUCAAAGACAAUCUCAUACGCAAAUAAACACAAGAACAAACGUCGCAAGGUCCGCGCACGUGCAUAGAAAUCCAGCUAGCAGUCGCGAAAACCGGGGUCAAACUCAAAGCGGAAGUAUUCUCCCAAGAUAUCAUAUUAGAGUUGACACACACACUUCCGCGAAUCCAUCAGAUCAGCAUCAUUAUGAAACUAUACCAGCAGACAUUAACAGAGACUCAAAUACCCGCAGUAAUCCUGAAAAUAUAACGAACGUUAGGGUCACAGCGUCGUCUGCUUUGCAACAGGCACGUGAUCUAGUCAAUCAGUCAAGUGCGCAUGCUCACCGUCCUCAACCGUCGGCUCCCGGAUUUAAUCACGUGCCAAGUGGAUCGAUGGCAAUUUCUGCAGCAAUGAGUUCAAGGGAUCCAAACUGGCAUUUAUCUACCCGUACCAAUACGACGCCAAAUGAACAGCGAAGAGGAGCGCAAGAUUCUCGGGCUCAAGUUCAUAGAUCUACACAAAAUUAUCAACGCAGUUCAUACGAUUUUCGCCAUAGCGAGGCUAGUGUGUUUGAAUAUUACAGCGACGGGGAUCGCCGGACAAGACCUCACAUUCCAUCAACAUCUGCAACCGUCGACGAUCCUCCACCGCCGUACAGUAUUUCUAGAGAGCCGACUUGUCAGGGACGUGACGCAACUUCCGGUCACGCAGCGUCUAGAUCGUCCGGUACAGGAGGGGCAGUCUCAAUGCGCACUGGAUUUGAAAGUCAGUAUUUUUAGAACAGUCAAGUAAAGGUAGAUGUACGUAACAAUCGGAUAAUAAAUGAUCAAACAUUUGGUGCUAUAACAUUCGGACACAAUCGACACAAACGGGAUGUUUAC
Molecule: messenger RNA, 2271 nt
Organism: Ruditapes philippinarum (Manila clam)
Lineage: Eukaryota; Metazoa; Mollusca; Bivalvia; Venerida; Veneridae
Exons: 7
Coding region: 688-2169 (493 amino acids)
Source: RefSeq, a predicted model, not a curated record